Mercenaria mercenaria is the source of this 8056-nucleotide messenger RNA. RefSeq lists its product as uncharacterized. The record is from RefSeq and is a predicted model, not a curated record. Gene Ontology annotation, molecular function: RNA polymerase II cis-regulatory region sequence-specific DNA binding; DNA-binding transcription factor activity, RNA polymerase II-specific. Gene Ontology annotation, biological process: anatomical structure development; regulation of transcription by RNA polymerase II. Bases 559 to 3546 code for a protein of 995 amino acids. Lineage: Eukaryota; Metazoa; Mollusca; Bivalvia; Venerida; Veneridae. The transcript has 8 exons.
GCGUUAAGAUUUGGCAGAAACCAUAGCAGCCAGCUUCUGCAUGGGUUACCACGGUGAUUGGAUUUGACUGGUUCACAGAAUUUCUCUCUACACUUCACUGACAUAGACUGGUCCUAUGUUGAUUACAUGAAUAUCUGGUUAAUAGAAUCAGUGCUGAAGAAACCAAAUCGUAACAGGAUUAUAUGGAAUUUUGCUUGCGGUAUAAAUAGGGUUACUUCCCCUUGAUAACCUCGUGAAGUAUGCAUUUCCCCCUGAGCGGCCUCAGGAUAUUGAUAGCUAACGGUAACACAGCUGGAGUCAUUCAAGUGAUAAGAGAAAACUAUUGAGGCAUAUUAUAGUUGUUAUGCUUGAAUUAUAGAUCCACUCCGCUCUCUCAACAAGCUAUUGAUUCUGUGGCAGAAAUCUACGCAUCGCUGCAUUUCUUUAAGGAGGAAAAACUUUUUUUGGAACAACAUCUUGAGAUGAUUUACUUUGAGGAAUAAUGUGACCAUCCAUUUGCACAGACUCCUGUAUGAAGUGUUGGAAUCUCUAGAACCUAGCCCUCGACAUAGAUUCAAAAUGACUGAUGUUAUUGUAAAACCCUCUGUGUCUGUCAAGGAGGAACAGGAAGACAUUAUCACUAUAGAACUUCCCUCCGCAGUGAAGAGUAUUCCAGUGGGAGAUAACUGCGAGGACAAGGAAAGUGAUGGUGAGGCAAAGACUUUAACGCCACUUUCAGCAGCUGAAUCUUCGGUUGAAGCACCGGUAAAUACCUCUAGUCCAGCUGUAACCACAAUAGCAGUAGGAGAAGCUCCACAGAUUCUGCAGCCAGUGACCUUGACAUCUGAUGAUGGUGGGACAGUUACCAUAGCAACACCGUUAGUUACAGGGACAGCUGUUUCAGGAACACAGUUUGUAGCCCCUAUGACUGCAAAUUAUCAGUUGUUGCUACAACAACAGUACAUCAACUUUCUACAUCUUCAACAGUCUAUGAUACAGCAACAACAACAACAACAGCAGCAGCAGCCGCAAGUUGUCAGCGUCCUUGACCUUUCUAAAGAGACUGAAGGUCAGGUAAAAACUACAGUUGUUCCUGCGGAGAUAAAAAAAGCUGAGGGGUCAACAGUGACAGUUUCCAAUGGUGACAAUAUUCAAACUUUUUCUCCAGUAACGGUUCCCAUAGUUAUUGAAGAGGGAACAAGUGAAACAGAUGCAAAGAAAAAAGCUGAAAUAGAAAAUGCAAGAAAUGUAAACCAGUAUGGUAGGGAGUUUACCAAUGGUCGCCCGCUACCUGACCACCUUCGGGUCCAAAUACUGCAACUGGCUCUACAGGGGAUCAGACCGUGUGAAAUCAGUAGACAGCUGCAAGUCUCCCAUGGCUGUGUCAGCAAGAUUCUGAACAGGUAUCGCAAGACUGGAAGUAUUAAUCCGGGUCAGAUUGGUGGAAGCAAGCCAAAGGUCACCACUGCCGAUGUUGUUGCCAAGGUCAGAUUCUACAAGGCACAGAACCCUCAAAUGUUUGCAUGGGAGAUAAGGCAAAAGCUAUUAGAAGAGGGGAUCUGCAAUGAGAAAAAUAUUCCCAGUAUUAGUUCAAUAAAUCGUAUUAUCCGAGACAAAGCCAUUCUGCAGCGACGAAGCCUCGACAGCGCAACAAGUCUCGACAACUUGACCUUGCCAACAUAUUCAGUAUCAACGAGUGACCAGGAAGAGAAUUUGGACAAUUUGCCCCACUAUCAUCGACAAAAUCAGUUGGAUGAAGCAAUCCAGCGCAUGUUGGACAGCGAAGGUGUUCAGAAACUAGUAUCAGUGCAGUCAUCUGUAUCGACAUCUUUGCCUACUGCAGUGUCGAGAGAUAGUCAAAGUGAUGAGAACACUUUGAGAGCGAAAUCUCCUCUGUCGCAGGCUAUGUUACAAAUUCAUUCGCCAGACUCUGUACCAGAUAUAAAUAUUGGAGAAACUGUUGUUCUGCAGAUGGAAGAAGGGAGGGCGACACUGAUCGCACAUCCUGAUAACGGACUUUUGUUAGAAAAGAAAGCAGAAGCUGUCCCUGUUCAGAAAUCAUCAUCAAAUAGUGACAGUGACGAAGUGUUUGAUAGGGAUAAAGAGGAGUUGAAAGGAGACGGAAAAGUGCCGCCCACAUUGCAGUCAGUUAUUUCUAAUUUAAUCAGUUCACAGGUUAUUAAUUUAAAUCGUGAAGAGAAUAAGAUUAGUGACACCGUGUCUACUACAAAAAUGGAGAAUGAAGUGAAAAAAGCACCUGAAUUUACUGCAAUGAAACAGAAUUCAGAACUGUUAACAAAAUCUGGAAUUGUUAUUGACAAGGGAAGUAACCCAGCUGGUACUGGAAUUAUGAGCACGAAGGAAAGUAUCUCUCCUACAAUUCCAACAGGAAGGGGAAAUGGAGCAGGAAUUGCAGCUGGCAAGGGAGCUAACUCUCCAAAACAAAGGAAGUCUCAGUCAGGGGAGUUAAUUGUUCCACAGCCAAAUGUUUCUCAUAUCAUUGGAAACCCUGUUUCUGUUGGCUCUCCGCUCACAGCUGUUGCUCAGCCUACAGCUGGUCAUGAAAGGAAAAGGUCGCAUAGAGGAACAUCAAAAAUACCGCACCCAGCAUUCAAUAUUCCUGUAACAACUCUUGAUAAAAGAAAUGCAGGACUUUAUAAUUAUAAUCUACCAGAUAGAGGACUGGGCACUAUGAAUUCUUCAUCUGGGCCUUUAUCAGCAUCUCCACCUACUGUAGCAGUUCCACGUUUUCCCACUACUGUUCAGUCUGCCAUCCCUGGAACGGUUUUAGGUUUCAUGUCUCCGUCUUGGCAAAUGCAGCGUCCACUUGGACAUAGUCCAGCAUCCAAUGACAGCCGUAGUUCUGGAUCUCCAUUAGAUUUAUCAAACGUUAGAGAGGCGUCACCUAACUUAACAAAUAAAGUAAUAACCGAGGCAGCUUUGGUGGCAUCAGAAAAGCCUGUAGUAAAAAAGCAAUUAGAAGAAAAAAUUCCGUCUGCAAACAAAUUGGUACCAGAAGUUACAGCUCAUAAUGUAAAAAUCGUAACAGUAGCGGAACCUGCCAUUUCAGUGUCACAGUCUCCCACCAACAAGGAGCCUGUGAAGCAGACGUCACAAUCAGCAAGUACUUCAAAAGCACCGUACACACAGGAAAUGCUGUAUUUAUUUGAUAAGGAGUUAGAAAUAGUUGCAGUGGGAAAGAAUAAGUGGAUCAUUCGGAAUGAAAAUGAAUUAGUGAAUGUUGUUAAGAAAAGCACAGAUACUGAGCAAACCAUUGUUAAAGGUGGGUGUGCAAAUUGUUCUGAUGACUCCGACAGUAGUAAAAGUGUGCACAGUCAGAAUGGAAGCAGUCCAAAUGGUACAGAGAUAAACAAAAGGCCUUUUGACCUUGAGUCUGACCCACAGAGGUCAAAGGUCACUAAAUUAGUGAACGGGGACAUUCACAGUAGCACAGGAAGUGUUCAGAAUCAGAAUACGUCGGUGAUGUCAUCCUUGCCGGGUAAUGCAAAUACCCAUGGUGCAGUUAAUCUGAAAACCACAGAAAAUACUGUUUCCUUGGAAACGUGAAGCAGCAUUUCAGUAGAAUUUUAUAUUUUGUUUGAAAAACAAUUUUUUCUGCUGAUAAUUUGAUUUGAUAAUGUCUUUGCUUGCUAGAUCAUAAAUAUCAUUUUCUUAUUCACUUUAAGCUCACCUGAGCCACAGGCUUGUAUAGCAUGUAUUCUAACAGAAUUUGAAGCAUUUUUUUCCUCUUGAAAAAAAAAAAAGACCCCCAAAAAAACAAAACAUUGUUGCUUAUGUCAUAGACAAUAAUUGUUGUAUGAAUAGUUUCUGUAAUUUGAAUGUGAAAAAUCAUGGAUAAAUAAUUUUUAUUUGAAUAAUUUGUGUAAUCCGACAGUGAAAAUAAUUGAAUGAUAGAAUAAAAUCACAGUUUUUAUGUGAGUGUUGUAGUAGAAUCAUUGGUGUAUAUGUUUAAAGAUUUUGUUUCUGACAGCAUUAUGAUUAUAUCAUACUAGUAUUUUUGAAAAUGAUCAAUCCUACCCACCCCAUGUUCUUGCAAUAGAAUAUUUUUUGGAAUAUUCCAAAAUCAGAUUGUAGGGAAAUUCUAAAUAUGUUAGUUUAAAAUGUCAGUUUACCACAAAUUCCUUCAAAAGAUGGGUCCAUUAAGAAUAAUCUGGAAUAUUCCAAAAACAUGUCAGGGUUUGUAACUGUGUAUGGAUUAGGUGGAUUCUACAUGAAAUGUUUUAUUUCACACCUAAUUCCUGUAAUAUGUGGUUCUGUAAAGUGUAUUUUGGAAUGUUCAAAAAAAAAGUAUUUUGGAAUAUUCCAAUUUCCUCAAGUAAAUGGUUCAGUGAGAAAAAAAUUUGGAAUAUUCCAAUUUCCUCCCAAUAAAUGGUUCCAUAAGACUAGUUUGGAAUAUUCCAAAAUGUGUAGGAAUAAUACAGUUUAUACACUAGUUGUAUUGUUAUUUUAUAUUGUUACAUUUUAAAUUAUUUAUUGUUUUCUUUAAAGUGAUUCUGUCAUCUUGAAUUGAAUAUAGACAUUUUUGUCAAGUUUAUGAAGUGUUUUAAUGUUGUUAAAUUUGGUUUAUAAUCACUAUAGUGAUAUUUUAAUUGAAUAGGGGAAAACCUUAAAUGAGUCGAGCCGUGAGAAAACCAACAUAGUGGGUUUGCGACCAGCAUGGAUCCAGACCAGCCUGCGUAUCCGCGCAAUCUGGCCAGGAUCCAUGCUGUUCGCUUUCAAAGCCUUUUGAAAUUAGAGAAACUGUUAGCGAACAGCAGGGAUCCUGACCAGACUGCACGGAUGCGCAGGAUGGUCUGGAUCCAUGCUGGUCGCAAAGCCACUACGUUGGUUUUCUCAUGGCAUGGCUCAAAUAUGUGUCUUGUUAAGAAUACUGGAACUUUUAGAAUAUUUACUUAGAUGGCUUGCUGUUGGAGGUAAAAAAAUGGCGAAGAACCUUUCGUUUAGGUCCAUCAUUUAUCAAGAAAUUUGAAUUCAUAUAAGAACUGAAAAAUAUAUGAAUAUUGCACCAAGAUAUCUUCCAGUUAUCUUAAGAAGAAAUAGACAUUUUAAAUGUUCAAUUUCAAAUUUAAACAUAAAAUAUGUUGCUGCAAUGAAUAAUGAAAAUUAAGUUGUCCAGUUGGCUUAGCCCUGAAGGUCAACUCAUCUGGAUUCUAGAGUAGAUCAACCUGCUUGUAGGUGACUCACAAGGCAUUUAUGUCUUUUGAUUUUAAUUUAUCAUAAACUGAUUUAAAAAUUUUGGAAUUGUUCAUGUAGAUUAAAUUUUGUAUAUCAGUGAAAUUAAAAAAUGCAGUUUGAAAAUGAUAAUGAUUAGCAAGAAACAACACUAAAAGAUGUCUGAACUGUGCAUAACUUUGUGUUACACAAAAUUUAUACACUUUUGUUGUAUUACAUGGUUUUGGCACUUUUUCUUUAAAAUUUUCAUGAAAAUAUUGUGAAAAAAAAUUGUGUUAGAAAAUAGUUAUUAACUUUGUUUCAAAAUGAAGUCAAAUUUGUUUAGAAGGAAAACAAUUUGGGAAAGUCAAAAAGUUAAUUUCUUACUUCUUUCUGCAACACACUGCAUACAUUUGAAUCUGAAAUAGUGCCAUUUUUCAUUAGAGGUACCAGUAGAUGGAUUUUGUUCACAUGUGGUCCUAGCACAGGUUUCACUCAAUGAAAAUAUUGUUAUGAAAGAAUCAUAGUAAUUGUAUAUUUGUGGUGUUUUUUUUUUUUCCACUUAUUCUGUUUCAGUCUAAAAUUGCAAAACAUUAUUUACUUAUUUUUUUUUAUCCAUUUAUGUCAUAGGGCGAUAUUCAAAAUCCAAUAUAUUUUUUCAUUUGUAACAAGAGAAUAAUUUUGGGAUCUUUUUUUGUUAAAAUAAUGACACUCCGUACCUUGUUUAUUUUGUAUAGCUUUUAAGCACUUGCAUUAAAAAUAGCAAUAAAAGUGUACAUUAUUGUUUCAUGUAAAUGUCAGUUUCUACAGUUAUGUGCCAAACUAAAGUUAGCAAAAUAAACUUUUUCAUGGACAUCAUUUUAUGGCAUUUCUCAUAUUUUGUAAACUCUGUGUGCAUAAUCUGAGUAUAUUUAUUAACAUUUUUUGUAAUGUGCAAGCAAAUUUUGAAAUUUAUGACAUUUCAUUGGUGUCAAUGAUAAAUUGGAGCAAAAUUUGUUGGUCCUCAUUUGAAAACUGGGGACUCAGUGACCAGGUGGUAAGGUCGCUUACUUCGAAUCACUUGACUCAUUUACAUAGGUUUGAAACCUUGUUUUGGAUUAGAAUUCUUCUGGUGAAAAAGCCAUCCUCUGGCUUAAGAAAGGUUAACUUUGGUGAUUCUAUCCUGGCACCCGCUCAUUCAAAAAUGCCUUGAGAUGCACCUGGGGUAUCCCUCUACCACCUACAGCUGGAAAUGUCGGCAUAUGACCUCAGUUGUAUUGGUAUGACUGUAAUCAAACAAAAAUAUAACAUUUUGAAAGCCUGAAUCUGGAAUUAGUGUAUUUUAUAAAUUAAUUAUUAUAUUUCAUAAGGUAUUAACAGUUUUUAUUCAAAACGACAACAUAUUACAAUACUUUUGAGGUAAGACUAUUUUAUAAAAGUUGAAAAUGUAUUUUAACUGCAAUUUUUUAGAGUUGCACAUACAAGAAUGUUUUAUGUAAAUGGAAAAAUUCAUGGAAGGUAUUUCUUUUAAAAACUUUAAUUUUGGCACAUAACUGUACGUAAAAAAACUUAUUACAGCUGCAACCUUGUAAAUGCUUCUAAAAAGCUUUUUAUCUCACUUUAACAUAGAUUUAGAGGAAAACCCAGCUGUAUCAUUCCCAGUUACAAGUAUGUAUAUAACUUAAAAUUUCACCAUGGUUACCUGCUGUCUUGUAAGCCACAUGGAAAACAGCUGUUGUAAUAUGUGGUGCAAAAAAAGGCAGCAAAUUGGACAUUUUACCCAGCAUUAUAUAUGUUAUAGUCAUUGUCAUUGUUAAUUUGUUAUAGUUGGUGCAAACUGAACUGUCUUAAUCAUGUUAUUUGAUACAGUCUGUGCAAACUAAUCUGUCUUAAAUACAGUUUUGAAGGAAUAUAUCAGGCAUUUAUAAUUCUUUACACACAUAUUUUUUUCACAUGUAGAGAAUAUACUUGGCUUUAUUUGCCCUUUUACUGGCUAAAAUUAUAGACAUUUGGUGUGGUGAUCAACUGUAACCAUUUGUUUACAAUUUUUUCUCAGCCAAAGGAAGUAAUGUACUACUAUACUUGAUGACAGAGCUUGAUUAUUAAAUCAAAAAUAUUUUUUGCCAAGUAAAUUCACUUUUGCACAGAAUGAUAUUUGGGUAAAAAUAAGAUUUUAUUUUUGAGUUGGCAUCACAUACAACAAAAAUAUACAUUCUGAGUAGCCUUUAUAACAGCUUGUUUAUAAUUUUUAGUAUGGCAGCACUUACAAAAUAGUUAGAAAUAGGAGAAUAUGAUUUUCAUUUUAAAAGUUAUGGGAGAUAUCCUAGUCCUUCCAAAGGGCUUAAAGCUGCUUCACAGGAGGAAACUUUAUAAGCUGACAUAGAAUGAUAGGCUGUUGCGUCGGUCAAUUUUUCUGCCUUAUUUGCCUCGGUAUACUGCCUUGGAUGAUUUUUCUCAAACAAUAUUUACAGUAAUGCAAAAGUCUACACACCAGAAUGCAUUUUUUCGUGACAUAUUAUAGAUUUUUCCUGGACCCCACACUGUGAUGUAGCACUCUAACCCACACAAGUGCUGACAUCAAACUGCCCUAAGAACCUCUAACUAAUGCCCCUUUUUCAUUUUCAACAGACCAGUUUAGCCUCUCACUACAGCCCUGAGAUGACCAAAGGAAAGAGUCAAAGAUCUGAUGAAAUAAAAAGGACUGAAAAAAUCAGAAACUAUGUUACAGAUAAGUUCAGUUUGUAAACUUUUAUGAAAGUGUUGUUACAGUAAAAUUAUGUUUUAACAUUGUCAUUUUAUCAAAGUCAUUGUGUUAGAUGUUUGUUAAAAGGAUGUUAAUGGUUUAAGUCAGUUACAUGUAAAACUUUAACAAUAUGAUAGUUUUGUGUAUGACCCCUGACAAUCAGUAAAUGAAUGAAACUGAAAA